ACUGUUGUUUGUUGUCCAACUCCAGCAUAGGAAAACAAAAAGUCAAAGAGGAAAAGUGAACAGAACUCAGAAAAGAAAAAAUGGUGGAAUCGAAGCAAAGCUACGAGGAAUGCCGGAGAAAGAGAAUAGAAGAGAACAAGAAGAGAAUGGAAGAGCUCAAAAUAGGCAAACUCGCUCUCGCUUUCAAAGCCUCCACCACUCCUAAAUCCUCUCCGGUGAAGCGAUCGAGAGUCACUCCAGAUAUCUCUUCAUUACCGGUCCGAAGAUCGAGUCGGAUCGCCAGCAAGACCCGAGUCCGAACCGCCAAAAAUCUCUCACACAACAAACCUCCUUCAAAACCACCCGUCAUCAGAUUCGAGUCCGCCGACCCGUACCCGACAGCCUUCGUCAAAGCUGACCUUUCCUCAUUCAAACAAGUGGUCCAAAUGCUCACCGGAUCCUCUAAUCAAGCCACGACGGUACCCGACCCGCCAUCCGAAACCAAAACAAAAAUGGUGGAAUCGAAGCGAAGCUAUGAGGAAUGCCGGAAACAGAGGCUGGAAGAGAACAAGAAGAGAAUGGAGGAGCUCAAUAUUGGCAAGCUAGCUCUCGCUCUCAAGGCCUCCUCCACUACUCCUAAGUCCUCUCCGGCAAAGCAGGUGAAGAGGCCAAGAGUAUCACUUGAUGUCUCUUCUGUCCCGGUCCGAAGAUCAAGUCGAACUGCCAACAAGCCCCCUCCCAAUUACAAGGAAGUACCAAUUGAACCCUUGGGGAGUCUCAGAAGGAGCUAUCGGCGGGGAUCUUUGUUGAGCCGAUUUUAUGCUUCAGAUGGUGCAAGACAGGAUGCCAUUGAGAGAGCAGAACAGCUUGAAUCGGAUUUGGGAUCUGAUUUCCCAACAUUUUUAAAGCCCAUGCUCCAGUCACAUGUCAGUGGAGGAUUUUGGCUGGGUCUGCCAGUCUACUUUUGCAAGGAACACCUUCCCAACGAGGAUGAGAUGAUAACUUUGGUAGAUGAGGAUGAAGAUGAGUUCCCAACAAAAUACCUUGCUGAAAAAAAUGGUCUUAGCGGUGGUUGGAGAGGGUUUGCUAUUGAUCAUGAACUAGUUGAUGGGGAUGCAUUAGUGUUCCAGUUAAUUAACCCUACUACUUUUAAGGUGUACAUCAUUAGGGCAUCUGAAUUACCGUACGAUGAAGACAGGGACAAGGAUUCAGACGCCUCAAAGUUGGACAACAAAGACAAGGGCAAGGAUUCAGAUGCCUCAAAGUUGGACAAUGAAGACAAGGACAAGGAUUCAGAUGCCUCACAGUUAGACAGGAUUGCCAAAAGAACCAGAGCAAGCAGAAAGCGUAGUCUUUGAUACUUCAAGAAAGCUGUGGUACAGAAUUGGAAUUUUGUGUUUCCUCUGCAAUGUACCAAUUUUGGUUCAUCAUUCUUGAGGUUUUUGUCUAGGUUAACUUUUUUUCUUAACAUUGUUAUUUAGUAUACUUGGGAUUUAGGAAUGCUUUUUCAGCUCUUUUAAUUAGCCAGAUUUAUCAAUGGAAUGUAUUUUAAUAUAAUAGCAAUGACUGUAAUAUUAUGUCUUAUAAUGUUAA
This is a messenger RNA of Quercus robur (English oak), 1572 nucleotides long. Its product is annotated as B3 domain-containing protein At3g19184-like. Gene Ontology annotation, molecular function: DNA binding. The coding region runs from base 81 to 1337 and encodes 418 amino acids. The record is from RefSeq and is a predicted model, not a curated record. Lineage: Eukaryota; Viridiplantae; Streptophyta; Magnoliopsida; Fagales; Fagaceae. The transcript is spliced from 9 exons.